This is a messenger RNA of Mesorhabditis spiculigera, 270 nucleotides long. The record is from the annotation of a GenBank genome assembly. NCBI's taxonomy places the organism in Eukaryota, Metazoa, Nematoda, Chromadorea, Rhabditida, Rhabditidae.
AUGGGUUUCGAUGAGAAGCGAACCGGAGGGGGAGAUCGUGGCCCAGGUCGGCGGGUCCCAGUUCUGGUCAUCCAUCAACAAACGACCCAAGGAUGCCCACAUGAAGGAGCAAGGGGAGAAGCUGAUAAAUUGAGUCCCUCACCUCGAUUCGAGACCCCAUGGGCCACCUCCGGCACACUUGGGAGGGUUUGUCAAAACCGGGCAACUCUUUGGCCCUCAUUGUAUAUAUUCCGAACGUGGGCGUACGAGUUAGGCUUUUUGAAACUGAAA